AUGGAAUGCAAGCCCUUUGGAGGAAAUGUCAUUCUAUUUGGUGGUGAUUUUAGACAAAUUCUUCCGGUCAUCCCUAAAGGUACCAUAACAAUGAUAGUCAAUGCUUAUUUGAAUUCUUCUUAUAUAUGGCGAUACUGUCAAGUACUAAAGCUAACUGAGAAUAUGAGAUUAAGAGUUGGACGUCAGGAAACAUAUUUGAAAGAAAUAAAGGAAUUUGCAGAAUGGAUUUUAGAGCUUGGUGAUCGUCUGCUUGGUGAACAAAAUAAUGAUGAGGUAGAUAUUGAAAUUCCAGAUGAUUUACUUAUUCAUGACCAAGUCAAUCCUAUUUCUUCUCUCAUUUCAUUUACGUAUCCGGACGCAAAUAAGUUUUUGUGGGAUUUAACGUAUUUCCAACAAAGAGCGAUUCUUGCUCUAACUAAUGAAGUAGUGGAUUCAAUAAAUAAAGAUUGUUAG
Helianthus annuus (common sunflower) is the source of this 453-nucleotide messenger RNA. RefSeq lists its product as uncharacterized. The transcript has a single exon. The record is from RefSeq and is a predicted model, not a curated record. Gene Ontology annotation, biological process: telomere maintenance; DNA repair. Gene Ontology annotation, molecular function: DNA helicase activity. Bases 1 to 453 code for a protein of 150 amino acids. Lineage: Eukaryota; Viridiplantae; Streptophyta; Magnoliopsida; Asterales; Asteraceae.